AUGCGCUUAGGCGUUCGCAGUGGAAUGAUCACUGGGAAGGAUCUUCAUGAUGCAGCUGUGGCUUUGGGUCUUACCAGGUUCUCCUUGCAAGACGUGAACACUUUGGUCAACAAGCUUGCAGACUUUGUAGAUCUGGAACUGGAACACCGGGACACAAAGGCUCGAGUGGCUCGAGUAGCUAGGACCAGCAACACAGCGACUACUCGCAGAUCUGGCAUGGGGUCUACUCGGGAGCAUGGGACCAACAUUGGUGGUGAUCUCAAAAGUUUAAAGCCACAAUGGAAGUGGCCGGACGAUGCAAAUGAAGUGGGCUUUUGGAGGUCCAGAACUCCUGCAGAGAAUCCUGCUCGACAGUGGAAUGUUGUUCCUUUUCGUGCCUUGGUUUUGGCCUUUGUUUUGGAUGCUGAUGCAAGGAAGAUCUUCGGGUCAUCCGCUGAGCAUUUUUGGGCAAUGAAAGAGAUCCUACUCGCGAGUGACACAAACCGGCUUGUUGCAGAACUCACAUUUGUUCGCAUCAAUGACCUGGCAGCUCCUCAGACUGCGCGGGAUCCCUUCUUGUUCCUUGAGCCCUUUGUUGCGAUUAUGAUCACCAUCAAUGCUGUGCUCUUAGGAGGCACCCGGGAAUGGCAUUGCGGGGCGAUCUUGGGAGCCGAGGAUGAAGCACUCCAGGAGUGGCCCGGCUGGCCCUGGAUCGAGCUGGGCUUCACGGCCUUUAUGUUCUGUGAGGCCUUCAUCAGGCUUUGGAUACUUGGGCAGCAAGAGUACUUCUGUGGAAUUGAGUCCAAUUGGAACUAUUUCGACCUCUUCCUGCUUGUCACCAGCAUUGUGGAUGUUUGCAUGACUUUGAUCACUGAUGCAUCGGCAGAGUCUCCAACGCAACUGCUGAGAGCUUUUCGCUUGGCCAGGCUGACCAGGAUGUUCAAGGUGUUCCGUCUCAAAUUCAUCAAGGAAUUACAAUUGAUGGUGAAGGGCCUCCUGGGUGGGCUUCGAACCCUCGUGUGCGCAUUUGCAUUGCUCUUCGUGGUGCUCUAUAUCAUUGCGGUCUUCGCCACGUUCACCAUUGGUCGUGCACCCGACCUGGAUGGCAACUUGCAAAUUCUUUUCAGGUCUGUGCCCUCGACCAUGUUCACGGCUUUCCGCUGCUACUCUGGCGAGUGCAUAACUGAAGAGGGCUUUCCAGUUGCGUUGCUGCUCUCUGAAAAUGACCAGUUCGGAAUGAUUUUUGUGCUGCUCUACGUUGCAGGAUACAUGCUGGUGACCAUGGGCAUCUACAACGUGAUCCUCGCUGUUUAUGUGGAUAUCACAAUGAAGGCAGCACGCGAGAACGAGGCGAGGACGAGUGAGCAACAUGAACGAGAGUCCAUCCGGGUGGCGAAGUUCAAGAUGGCAGAUGAAGCACGCCGCCGCGAUAUGGACAACGACGAAGAAGAGGACACCACUAUUCAAAUCUUCGUCUAG
Durusdinium trenchii is the source of this 1458-nucleotide messenger RNA. NCBI's taxonomy places the organism in Eukaryota, Dinophyceae, Suessiales, Symbiodiniaceae. The record is from the annotation of a GenBank genome assembly.